Messenger RNA from Fusarium vanettenii 77-13-4, 540 nucleotides. RefSeq lists its product as uncharacterized. The transcript has 3 exons. The coding region runs from base 1 to 540 and encodes 179 amino acids. NCBI's taxonomy places the organism in Eukaryota, Fungi, Ascomycota, Sordariomycetes, Hypocreales, Nectriaceae. The record is from RefSeq and is a predicted model, not a curated record.
AUGAACUUCACGGGCUGGGACUCUCAUGUACCAGGUCAAGGGGGCUCCAUGUACUCCUGGGUGGUCCCUUACGAUAUUUCGUGGGGGCAUCUCCAGCACUAUCGCCCUGCUCGCGUGAGAGGUAUGGGCGACGCGGUGUGGUAUGCGGACUUACAGCACAUCGACGGGCUAUCAUCCGCGGAGAUGAAUCUGUGGUCAACCCCAAGAACCGACCCCUCGGAGUCUACGAUGCCAACUGAUGGGCCCUCCGCCGAUUCGGCCUCAGAGGAAACUGAUUGGGAUGCGUUGCGACGCAUGAUUCCAAGCAAGGCUAGCUUGGAUGGGAUUGAGGAUAUGCCUAGAUUUGAUUUGGCAGACCUCGAGAUGGUGCACGAAAUUGGAGCUUUUGACUUCGACCCAACCGACCCAGGAGAAUAUCUUGGGGAUGCCAGUCAGCCUCAAGUCAAUAUCGGUAUCUUGCUGGCCAAGUGUUUCACCGAACCUACCUUUGGGUGGGGAGCUAGUUAUGGCCUAAUGGCUAAGUUAGGGGUUAAACGCUGA